AUGCGUUCCGCAUUCAAGAACGAGCAUUCGUUUGAGAAGCGCAAGGCUGAGGCCGAAAGGAUCCGCCAAAAGUACCCGGACCGCAUCCCGGUCAUCUGCGAAAAGGCCGACCGCACCGACAUCCCAACCAUCGACAAGAAAAAGUAUCUCGUGCCCUCGGAUCUUACCGUCGGCCAAUUCGUCUAUGUGAUCCGCAAGCGCAUCAAGCUCGCACCCGAGAAGGCCAUUUUUAUCUUUGUCGAUGAGGUGCUUCCAGCUACAGCGGCGCUGAUGAGCGCCAUCUACGAAGAGCACAAGGAUGAGGACGGCUUCCUUUACGUCUCGUACUCGGGCGAGAACACGUUUGGCCUUGCUUGA
This is a messenger RNA of Sporisorium graminicola, 357 nucleotides long. RefSeq lists its product as uncharacterized. The record is from RefSeq and is a predicted model, not a curated record. The coding region runs from base 1 to 357 and encodes 118 amino acids. The transcript has a single exon. Gene Ontology annotation, biological process: macroautophagy; cellular response to nitrogen starvation. NCBI's taxonomy places the organism in Eukaryota, Fungi, Basidiomycota, Ustilaginomycetes, Ustilaginales, Ustilaginaceae. Gene Ontology annotation, molecular function: phosphatidylethanolamine binding. Gene Ontology annotation, cellular component: fungal-type vacuole membrane; cytosol; autophagosome.